AUGCUGAGCCUUACCAUUGGCGUCCUCGCCCUCCAGGGCGGCUUCUCUGAGCAUGUAGACCUUGUCCACAAGGCCGCCGAGUACCUUUCGUCUACCGACGGCAUUUCAAAGACAAAGUUCAACUGCAUCGAGGUCCGCACUGAAGAGCAGCUCGCCCAGUGCAAUGGACUCAUCAUCCCCGGCGGCGAGAGCACCACAAUCUCAUUUGUCGCCGCCCAGUCUGGUCUCCUCGAGCCCUUGAGACACUUUGUCAAAGUUCAAAAACGGCCUGUUUGGGGAACUUGCGCUGGCCUCAUCCUCCUCUCUGAUGAAGCCAACGCCACCAAAAAAGGCGGCCAGGAACUCAUCGGUGGCCUCGCCGUGCGCGUCCACCGCAACCACUUUGGUCGUCAGAUUGAGAGCUUCGAGUCCGGCCUUGACCUUCCCUUCCUCCAAGAUGGCGAGCCUUUCCCCGGAGUCUUUAUCCGCGCGCCCGUCGUGGAGGAGAUCAUUAGCACCUCCCAGGAUGAGAGGCCGCCCGUACAAGUCCUCGCUAAGCUGCCCGGUCGGGUGGACAAGAUGAAGCCCGGCCUGUCGCAGGCAAAUACCAAGGAUGACUCUGGUGAUAUUAUUGCUGUGAGGCAAGGUAAUGUGCUAGGAACGAGCUUCCACCCAGAGUUGACAAAGGAUGCGCGGAUACACGUCUGGUGGCUGCGCGAGAUUCUUCACCAGAAGUAA
Messenger RNA from Fusarium keratoplasticum, 717 nucleotides. Its product is annotated as Glutaminase. Gene Ontology annotation, cellular component: glutaminase complex; cytosol. The record is from RefSeq and is a predicted model, not a curated record. Gene Ontology annotation, molecular function: glutaminase activity. NCBI's taxonomy places the organism in Eukaryota, Fungi, Ascomycota, Sordariomycetes, Hypocreales, Nectriaceae. Bases 1 to 717 code for a protein of 238 amino acids. Gene Ontology annotation, biological process: pyridoxal 5'-phosphate biosynthetic process; pyridoxine metabolic process. The transcript is spliced from 2 exons.